GUCAGGCGAAGGCUGGCUCGCAAGAGGGUGUGAUUGCGUUUGGCUGAGCUUCAGACAGCCCUCUAUCUUCUCCUGCUAACUUCCAGUCUGCUGAGGCGAGCUGCACGAACAAGGCGUAAAGUGGAGCAAGAGCAGCAUCAUGUCUGACAGCAAGGAGUGGGCCACCCUCAGCCCGGAGGAGUUCACCCAGCUGCAGAAGUAUAUUGACUACAGCAGCAAGAAAGUGCAGGAUGUGCUGAAGGAAUUUUAUGGAGAGGGUACAUUGUCCCAACAUCUGCAAGGGGAUUUAAUAGACUUUGAAGGCUUCAAGCUCUUCCUGAAAACCUACUUGGAAGCAGAGGAGAUCUCUGAUGAACUUUGCUGUCACCUCUUCAUGUCUUUCCAGACUACAGCAGGACAAGCGACAAAAGAGCCAGCCAGUGGUUUCGUUUGCGUCAAUGACGUCUCUUGUUACUUCUCACUGCUAGAAGGCGGGAGGCCUGAAGACAAACUGGAAUUCACCUUCAAGCUUUAUGACAAAGAUGGAAAUGGUCUUCUUGACAAUUCAGAAGUAGAUCGCAUCAUAACACAGAUGAUGCGCGUAGCUGAAUAUCUGGACUGGGAUGUCACUGAGCUUAAACCAAUCCUGCAGGAGAUGAUGCGUGAAAUUGAUUAUGAUAGCAGCGGUACUGUCUCUCUCUCUGAAUGGCUCCGCGGUGGUGCCACCACUGUCCCCCUCCUGGUGCUACUCGGGCUGGAGGCGACGAUGAAAGACGACGGGCAGCACCUGUGGCGCCUGAAGCACUUUAACCGUCCUGUUUACUGCAAUGUGUGUGAGACGCUGCUCUUGGGGCUACGCAAGCAGGGGCUGCGCUGUACUUUCUGUAAGUACACAGUGCAUGAACGCUGUGCUCGGAAGGCUCCUCCAAGCUGCAUCAGCACCUAUGCCAAGAACCGCCGUGACACCAACGUGCAAGCACAUGUUUGGGUAAGAGGAGGCUGUGACGGCAGUAAGUGUGACAAGUGUCAAAAGAAGAUUAAGAGUUUCCAGAGCCUCACAGGCAUGCACUGUGUCUGGUGCCAUCAAAAGAUCCAUGAUGAGUGCCUGCCUCUCAUGCCUUCCACCUGUGACUGCGGGAUCCUCAGGGACCAUAUCCUGCCUCCUUCAGCAAUCUACCCUGUUGUAUUGGAACGGCAGAACAGCCAAAAGAACGGGACCCCUUCAGAUGAACCAGUUCAACCAUUCACUACUCCUGAGGGACAGGCCUUGCGGAUCAUCCCUUUGCCUGACACACACCCCUUGCUUGUCUUUGUCAAUCCUAAGAGUGGUGGAAAACAAGGAGAGAGAGUGCUGCGGAAAUUUCAAUACCUCCUCAACCCACGACAGGUUUAUAACUUAUUAAAGGGAGGUCCUGGACCUGGCCUCAAUUUUUUCCGAGAUGUACCAGAUUUCCGUAUCCUAGUUUGUGGUGGUGAUGGCACUGUGGGAUGGAUCUUGGAUGCCAUUGAUAAAGCCAACCUACCAAGCCGGCCACCAGUGGCUGUCUUGCCUCUAGGAACUGGCAAUGAUCUGGCCCGCUGCCUUCGUUGGGGUGGAGGUUAUGAUGGUGAGAAUCUGGUAAAAAUACUAAAAGAUAUUGAAGCAAGCAGCAUCUUACAGAUGGAUCGCUGGUCAGUGCAGGUGAUGCCAGAGAACCCUGAUGAGAAAGGAGACCCUGUGCCCUAUGAGAUAAUCAAUAACUAUUUCUCCAUUGGCGUAGAUGCCUCUAUUGCCCACCGAUUUCACGUCAUGAGAGAGAAAUACCCGGAGAAAUUUAACAGCAGGAUGAAGAACAAGCUCUGGUAUUUUGAAUUUGCCACAUCAGAGACCAUCUUUGCCACAUGCAAAAAGCUCAAGGAGUGUUUGUCUAUAGAGUGCUGCGGGCAGUCCCUUGACCUCAGUGGAGCCCUUUCUGGAAUAGCUGUCCUCAAUAUUCCCAGCAUGCAUGGUGGUUCCAACCUCUGGGGUGAGACCAAAAGACCUUUGGGGGAGGCAGCAGCACGUAGCACAGCUGGAGGAGCAGCACAGCCUCAAGUCAUCACUGAAGCUGAAAUCCUGAAGAACUGUGUACAAGAUCUGAGUGAUCGGAGGAUGGAGGUGGUGGGCCUGGAGGGUGUGUUUGAAAUGGGACAGAUCUACACAGGUUUGAAGAAUGCAGGCACACGGCUGGCCAAGUGCUCUGAGAUCACACUGAGAACCUUCAAACAUCUUCCCAUGCAGAUCGACGGAGAGCCAUGGAUGCAAGCGCCGUGCACAAUCAGAAUAACUCACAAGAAUCAAGCUCCAAUGCUCAUUGCACCGCCUCCCCGUUCCUCCAGCUUUUUUGGCCUGAAAAAGGGACCUCAGGAGACCUAAACAGGGUUUCUGUUCCUUUCAGGAAGUAGCUGCCUCCACAGAAAUGCAACUUUGGGGCCUCUGUUGGGAAAUCCUGCCGCUUUGCACCACAAGGAUAGCCCUGUUCCGUCACCACCAUCCAUAGCAAAUUAGAGGAAGCCAAACUUCUCCUCUCUAGUAUUUGACAAGGCGGGAGUAUGCUAUAUCAAAAUUCUUAGCUUUUGCAACACAGAUUGGCCUUGCCAGUUUCCUAAUCUGAAGCAGGAGAACUUGGGCCCUCUACCCUUUUAGGUUUUGCGGCACCCUGUAAUUUGGUGUUGCCCUCAGGUUUCCUACCUAUGUUAGUAUCCCUUUUAAUGUGUGGAUGCCAAAUUCUUCCUUUUUUGCCCACCAAAAAGCCUCUGUACACUGCUGUCUCUUGUUCUUCAAAUUCUGUUCCUUGUAGAUUUUGCUCUUUGCACUUGCAGUAACUACUGAAAGACAAUGGUGGCACCAGCUGUUCUUUCUUUCUUUUCUUCCUUCCUUCCUCCUCCUCUCCUCUCCUCUCUUUAUUUAUUAUGAUUCCAUGCCAAGUCCUUCCCUGUACAGUUUUCUCAGAAGAGCUUCAACGUGGUAAUAAAGGGCUGGGCUUGGAUUUGUUCUCCCAUUGUAGUCAGUUUUCUUGGUUGUAAGCAGAUAUUAGUUCUUAGGCUGUGGGUGUCCCAGUUUUUAAAACUUUAUUUGCAUUUUGGUCAAAGCUUGUAGAAAAUGAAACAAGGCGUUUUAUUUUGCUGGGGAUACGUAUGUGCAUGUGCAUGUGUAAGUGUGACUACAUGUACACAAGCAAUCUUACAUGAUUUCAGCCCACAAAGGAUAGUGAAAUGGAAUCUCACCAUUGGCUCAUUUACUUGCAGUUGUGGGAGCAUUGUCUCAGUCAGGCCUAGCUACAUUGGCAUUGAAUACUAGGGCAGGAAUAGCCCUUUAGAUGUGAUGAACUUCAACACCUAACCAACACAGCCAGUGGCAAAUGAUGCAUUCAGCAACAUCUGGAGGGCCACAAGGUCCCCCCCCCCCAGGUUCUUUGCACACUGGCUUUGUAACUGCUUGCAGCUGUGCAGCAAAAUAUGCCCAGAGGCAUGGAACACUCGUGCAAUGCAUUGCAAUCGUAUGGAGGAUCCAAACUGAAGACCAGCAUAUUUGCUGGUACAGCUGCUCAUGAUGAAAACCUUAAUUGGAUUUAUAAAGGUGUCAGCCUGGAUUUGCUGUGUGUUUCCUGCUUUGUGGGUUAUCCUGCACUAUAUUGUGUGCAAGAAGGCAGUGUAAGAAUUUAAGGGUAAUAGCAAGCACUAUAGAUUUUCACUGUUACUGGAUUUCUCAAAUCCCUUUCACCUUUAGUCUGUACAGUAUAUGGAUAGUUAUGACUUUAGGGCCGUGGAAACAACUUCAACUUCAUUCCUACUGUGGGAACAACCAUGAUCCAGGAGUAUGUAAUACAAGAGGGAUAGUAGCUGAGUUAAACAUGUGCAUUAAGAGAAAUAGCUUUUGUUAGAAAAGCCUCUUGUUCCCAUAAAUGACUGUGAUACGAUUAAAUUCUUAAGACAAGUUUACCAGCUGUCAGUUUAUCUUCUAAAGGAAAGUGUUUUUUUUCUACAUUCCUGUUUUUUUUUAAAGUAGAAGAAAAUAAGUAGGAGUAUCCAUCUGUCUUUUCAAUAUCAAAAAUGAGCCCCCCUCCCAAAAAAAGAACAUGGUUCCCAAAGCAUAGUAGGCAUGAUUAGGGAAAAAAAUGUAGUCUAUCAAAGAAAGAUGUUUGCUAUAGUCAUCCCACAUUCUAUCUGUCAAGGACUGGGAUAGCUUUUUAGUACCAAGUAUGCAAAAACUUGUUCAACAAGAUUAGGGGGGCACUAGACAAUUGUCAAGAAAGUUUUUCACUAUCCAUCUUAUGAAGUCAGAAGGCUGCUUUUUAUUUCAGAUUAAAACCUAUUGUUUAUUCCUUUGUGGCACGAGGGUUGUGCUCUGCUUCAGAAUGUAUCCGAAGACUCAGAUGAAGAUUCCUACCAUACUUCUCCAGCUGAAAUUUCCAGGCACAUGGCACUACAGUGCAAUUGUAUUGUGUGAAGACCCAACACUUUUUUUCUGUUGCAAGGCGCCCAUGAAAGCAGAACAUAGUAGAAGAGCUUAUUCCCUUUUCCCUGAAAUCAUCCUUACCUUUAGCUGAUUUUAUCCCCAUAAUGUCUCAGGCCUGCCUUUGGGAGGCACAAGCUUUAGAGGCCAAGUGUUGGUUAGGGAAAGAGUAGAGCAUUUAUUUUCCCUGAAUUCAGCAGAGGCUGGGUUCACCUCGUUCUAAGACAUCAAAGGGGUUGGUUUGUAAUGGUGAGUCCAGCCAUUGUGCUUUGUAAACACUGGUUUAUAGCUUAGUGUGAACCCAGCCAAUGUGGCUUAUCAACAAACCAUAGCUAGGUGAUGUAUGAACCAUUCUCUCCCUCACACUUUCUUCAGUAAAACAUCCUCUGCUGGAGGGCUGUGCAAUAAAGGAGGAAGACUCUGGCUUGUUAGACCUGGUUGCAAUAUAUUGUUUUUGGCCUGGGAUGGGAGAUAGGGAUCCAUGCAGUAUCUCAGGAGAUACCACGCCUUUCUCAACAGAAGGGCAGGAGGCCAAAGUCAAUGAACAUAUCAUGUUUGAAGAAUUAAGGCCUUUCCAUACUUCCAUUUUUAGCACAAUAGAAGUGCAGUUGUUCAUCUACUGUAUCUAGCUUUGUACAUUUGUUGCAGCAGUAUCACGUUUACACACACAGAGAAUCUGGCACUGCGGUUUUUGUUUGGUGACUUGUACAAUGAAAAAAUGCAGUUGGUGUGUCUGUGUUGUAGGAUCAUAUGGGAAAAUCCAUAGCAAUUUUAACCUACAGGUAUUUGUCUCAGAAGUACAACGUGCUGAUAUCUACGGUUUCCAAGGUUCUGGAAACCGCCGUGGCUGUUUUCAUGAGCUGCAGACAAGUGCUGUGUAUGUGCUCUUGCAUGUUCCCAAGUGCCUGUUUCUGGUUGAAUCUGAAGCACUGCACAGGCCUAACCUGGUUAGAAAGUCAGGCUGAAACUGGGGAGGCCCAGUUCACAUCCCCAUUCAGCCAGGAGCCACACUGAGUGAUGGGGCUCAGAGCUCUGCGAUUAAAAUGGGAGCGAGGGGAAGCAAGAGGCACAUGGCCUAGGGCUUCCAGAGGAAAAGCACAAUGUAAGUACUGUGCAUUACUGGUAAUGAGAAAACCUGCUACGUCAUUUCAACGUAUUUAAAAGCAACAUCUAACACGGCUCUCAACUUAGCAGCAUGAACUGGCAAAACGGAAAUAAAAACAUUUCAAAAUAAAAGACAUCAGAUGUUGCAUAAAAAAAGAAAUACUUUUUUGUGCCUGCUGAGCAUGACAAGGCUACUUAAAAGGGUCAGUAUUCACAAAGAGUUUCUUAGAUUUUAUUGGACUUAAGGAUGCUUCUGCAUUAUUAUAAAAUAAGGAAUGAAUCUGAACGCAGGCAUCCUCUAUUGAAAUUCUAGUAGGGUAUGGCAUGGGUGGUGCGUGAAGGAAAGCAGGCAGUCUGGUGGUUGUCUCCAAUACUGUAGUGGAAACAAAACAGUUGGCUGCACCAGAGUGGACUCCAUUCAGAACUCUGCCUUUAGUCUUACACAGCCUUUACUCUGUCUUGGUGUUAGUAAUAUUGUGAAAGUUUUAGUCCAGUUGGGACUCAGGCCCUCAACAAAUCUUGAAUUAAUGUAACCUUCAUGAGCCUGGGGCCCUCUGGAUGUGUUGGACUACUGCUUUUACAUCCUGGAACCAGUCUGACCAAUGACCACAAGUCAAGGAUGCCUGACUGGGGAAAGGUUAAUUAGGAAAUGGAAGAAUUUAUACAAGAAGAUAUACCAAGAUGGGCAUUGUGGCCAAAAAUGUGCAGCUCUAAACAUCAUAGUUUGCCCUACUGUAGGAUUGGUUCCACACCCAGCAAUUCUAACAAUAUCUGUUCAGCAGACAUUGCUGAGUUAUUUCUACCUUGGCUGUGAAACAUACUCUGCAAGUGCUGUGAAGCUAGUUUAUUUUUUGAGAUGCUCUGGUUCUCAGGAGCUUAUGGGUGGGCUAUUGAUCCAUUUGUGGAAACACUUGCCUCCUGCUCCUUGCACCAGCAAGAGUUUCCAGGGAAAAAUGGCGUUGAUGACUUUUCAGCACUUCACAUAACAACUCCUGGGAUUUUUGCAGACAGCCAAAUAAAUGCAGUAUGAAAUAAGGAUGAAGAUGGGGAAGUCAUUUAUUUUACUGGCCUUUAACAUCAUGCAGUGGGUUUAGUUUUCUGGUGUCACAUUCUUGGCAUCUUGGAGUAGAGCAGUAAUUUUUUUCACUCAUUUCUGGAGUUUCCAAAUUGCUUUGGGGGGUUUCAGGAGCAAAAACUGGUGUGUGGGAGGAACCAAAACCACCUUACAGUAAUAGGCUCAAAUGGGACAAAUGAUAAUCCCUGAUCAUUCCAAAAUCUUCCUGAUGAGAACUUUUUAUUGAUUGAAGUGACUUAAGUGAUCAGCUCUUGCUUGCUGCCUUUGCACUUUCUGCCUUAUUUCACCCUCAACUGCAGGUAAGUUAAACCUGAUAAACCCCAAUCUUACUUUUGUGGAUAAUGAUACAAACGUAAUAAAGAAGAAAACCCUCAUCAGGAUGAGUAGCCUUCUUGCAGAACUAUGCCAGCUUUUGUUUUCCCCCAAAGUUUUGUUAUAAGGCGAUACAGGAAGUCUUCAUAUUGCUGUGGCAAAGUGGUUGAUCUGUUUUUGGUGGUGGUUUUCCCAAAUGGCUUGUAGCUGCUCAUACAGAUAUCCAUCUGUACUUAGAAAAAUCAAGACAGCUAAACUAGUCUUAGAUUGGAAGUCAAGCAUAUCAGUUUAGUUGAAAAGCCCCCUUUAUACCCUGCAGUUUCAGAAUUUGUAAAGAGGUCCAUCCCUAUACAACAGUGUUUCUCAAC
Python bivittatus (Burmese python) is the source of this 7312-nucleotide messenger RNA. It is a transcript of the gene DGKA, whose product is annotated as diacylglycerol kinase alpha. Gene Ontology annotation, molecular function: ATP-dependent diacylglycerol kinase activity; calcium ion binding. Gene Ontology annotation, biological process: phospholipase C-activating G protein-coupled receptor signaling pathway. The record is from RefSeq and is a predicted model, not a curated record. Gene Ontology annotation, cellular component: plasma membrane. NCBI's taxonomy places the organism in Eukaryota, Metazoa, Chordata, Lepidosauria, Squamata, Pythonidae.